Molecule: messenger RNA, 384 nt
Organism: Miscanthus lutarioriparius
Lineage: Eukaryota; Viridiplantae; Streptophyta; Magnoliopsida; Poales; Poaceae
Source: the annotation of a GenBank genome assembly
AUGGCUCCCCAGCCAAGGGCGACUCCAACCGGGUGCAAAACGACUGCGCCAUUGUCUCUUGGCUCUACAACCGCGUCGCUCCCUCCUCAGCAUGGUCUCCGACGACGCGGACUCCGCCCUCUCUCUGUGGCGCGGGAUAGGUCGUCACGGGCCGUCUACCUCAACGCCGAGUUCCGCCUCUUCUUCCAGGGCGACAUGUCGGUGCUCUCCUACUGCACUCCCAUGAAGACCAUGGCCGAUCGCCUGGCCAAUCUGGGAGCCCCUGUCACCGAGCCUGAUCUCGUCCUCAACAUUCACUCGAGGUCUCAGCCCCAGCCUGCAUCAAGCCGUCCCGCACAUCACCAUGCGCAAGCGUCUCCCCUCCUUUCUCAAGACCCAACUUGA